CGACGCCAUCCCUACCGCGCUGCCAUGUUGUUACCUAACAAUGAGGUCAACAUAAUGCCCACGGACAAUCCAACCGUGGUUGUCGCCAAUGUACCUGUUGCUGCUGCCGCGCUGGGCGUGCCCGUGCUGCCUGCCGCCUCGCCCGACGACGGUGAGGUGCCCCACGAGGCCACUGCUGGGAAUUCGCCUCUGCACGAUCUUGUCGCUCGUGACGCCAGGGAAGGCAUGCCUGCUAUGCUGGUUGGCUCGUCGGGGCCGCCGUCUGUUGGGCUGGAGAGCCGCGCCGUUCUUGAGCCACCGCGCCGGCCAACCACACUCCGAUGUGAAGGGGAUGACGACACAAGAAGGACGGCAUGAUGAUCUUCCUGUCACCAGAUUGUUCGGCAUGUCCAUGUCAUCGACACGCCGCGUCGUCGACAUCAUAGUGGAUCCGGACGCGCCAGUUGCGAGUCGACCAGUGCACCCCCUCCCGCACCUGCGCCGCGACCGACGUACGCAUCGACGCUCAAAAGGCCAUUGACAAGGCCCAUGAAGGUGUAAUGAAAGCUACACUCACGCGACCAUCUCGCGCCAUGCUGUCCAAAUUCAUCCAGCUUGCAGGGGACGAUUCGAUCUCCGGCGACGUCAUGCUCGAGGCGAUUGAGGAAUCCCUUCCGUAUCCAAAACGUGUGGGCACCUCGACAUUUUGGAUCGAAACAUGGGAGGCC
Messenger RNA from Aphanomyces invadans, 707 nucleotides. RefSeq lists its product as hypothetical. Lineage: Eukaryota; Oomycota; Saprolegniomycetes; Saprolegniales; Verrucalvaceae. The record is from RefSeq and is a predicted model, not a curated record. The transcript has a single exon. Bases 89 to 520 code for a protein of 143 amino acids.